Messenger RNA from Paramecium pentaurelia, 410 nucleotides. The record is from the annotation of a GenBank genome assembly. NCBI's taxonomy places the organism in Eukaryota, Ciliophora, Oligohymenophorea, Peniculida, Parameciidae.
AAUGUUGACUAAAAGUGCAAAAGGUGACUAAUUGCAUUAAACUAUUACUACAGUAUCAAUAAAAUAAUAAAACCUAGAUAAAUUAUAAAUCAAUAAUAACAUCAGAGAAAAGAUCAGGUGAAAUUCCAUAAUAUAUGAAUGGAAAAUGUAAAAUCAAACUUCGUAAAGAAAAACUUUAUUUGCCAUAUUUACAUAUAAGAGAACCCUCUCUUCCAACUUUGAAAUCACCUGUUAAUAAACAACAAUAACAACUAAACAGCAUGAGUUGGAUUUCCUUAAUUUAAGUCUAAAAUAAGCCUAGAGAUAGAUCAAUUUCUAUUGCCAAUGAAACAUAUUUUCAGAGAACAAGAUAAGUUAGUUUUUUAGAGAAUCUAUUAAAACAACUAAAUAAAAAUAAAAAAUAAUCUUGA